AUGGCAGUCGUAGGAAUUAACGGAUUCGGAAGAAUAGGGAGAAUGUGUCUUCGCGCUUGUCUGGAGAAGCGCAUUGAAGUAAGAUUAAUCAACGACCCGUUCCUUUCAACGGAAUACAUGAUAUAUCUUUUUAAACAUGACUCUACGCACGGACCGUAUCCUCUAUCUUUGGAGUGCGAGGACGAGUACAUAGUUAGUGGUGAGACAAGAAUUGCAACGUCGCAAGAAAGACAACCGCGGAAAAUACCAUGGAAAAGCAUGGGAGUGACGUACGUUAUUGAAGCAAGCGGGGCAUUUACGACUUUAGAGAAAGCAAGCCUACACAUUGAUGGCGGCGCGAAGAGAGUAAUUAUCACCGCGCCGUCCGUGGACGCGCCAAUGUUGGUUUUCGGAGCGAAUCACACGUGUUACAAUCCGAAGAAAGACGGAGUUGUGUCCGCCACGUCUUGUACUACGAACUGCGCGGCUCCAAUCGUCAAGAUCAUGCACGACAACUUCGAGGUUCUCGAGGCGAUGAUAACCAGCAUACACGCGGUGACAGCUUCGCAAAACACUGUGGACGGCCCGAUAGAGAAGCUCCGGCCUACCACGUUAUGGAGAGACGGCAGAGGCGCGCUCCAGAAUAUCAUUCCGACCGCAACCGGCGCCGCCAAGUCAUUAGCCAAAAUUAUCCCUGAACUCAAGGGCAAGAUUUCAGCCAUAGCGUUCAGGGUACCGAUCCCCAACGUCUCAUUAUGCGACAUGACAUUCAGAGUUAAUAAACCUACAACGUACGAAGAGGUGAAGGAGGCGAUGAAAAAAGCAGCAAAUGGGCAUCUGAGAGAUGUGCUGGGAUACACGGAGGACGAUUGCGUGUCAUCAGAUUUCAACCACACGACCUAUUCUUGCGUGUUCGACGCCAAAGCAGGCAUUCCACAGACCAGCACUUUUAUUAAGAUCGUUGCUUGGUACGACAAUGAGUACGGCUAUUCACAUCGUAUAGCCGAUCUAAUACAAUACAUGUACAACGCCGAUUCCGGUAAUGUUCCUGUAACCGGACAAACUAUCGAACACGAUGACGAUUAA
Odontomachus brunneus is the source of this 1065-nucleotide messenger RNA. RefSeq names its product glyceraldehyde-3-phosphate dehydrogenase-like. The record is from RefSeq and is a predicted model, not a curated record. The coding region runs from base 1 to 1065 and encodes 354 amino acids. Gene Ontology annotation, molecular function: oxidoreductase activity, acting on the aldehyde or oxo group of donors, NAD or NADP as acceptor; NADP binding; NAD binding. The transcript is spliced from 7 exons. Gene Ontology annotation, biological process: glucose metabolic process. Lineage: Eukaryota; Metazoa; Arthropoda; Insecta; Hymenoptera; Formicidae.